Pseudoliparis swirei is the source of this 5932-nucleotide messenger RNA. It is a transcript of the gene atp2a2a, whose product is annotated as ATPase sarcoplasmic/endoplasmic reticulum Ca2+ transporting 2a. Bases 468 to 3593 code for a protein of 1041 amino acids. NCBI's taxonomy places the organism in Eukaryota, Metazoa, Chordata, Actinopteri, Perciformes, Liparidae. Gene Ontology annotation, cellular component: membrane. Gene Ontology annotation, molecular function: P-type calcium transporter activity; ATP binding; ATP hydrolysis activity. Gene Ontology annotation, biological process: calcium ion transmembrane transport; intracellular calcium ion homeostasis. The transcript has 20 exons. The record is from RefSeq and is a predicted model, not a curated record.
GAGGCACUUCGAUAAAGCCAGACUGUCAGCACGGUGUGGAGUCUCACAGAGCUGCUGCACGGAGAGAGACCGGGACCGGGUGAAUGCAGUCCGCCGCACGAGACACUGCCGCCGCCGCCGCUCUCACCGGUUCUUUCGGAGAUAAGAGGACGAGGGGAGUAAUCUUCACCCAGACACCGAGGAGGACUUUAGCUCAACGCAACGUUUUUUCUUUCUUGUUCUUCUUCUUCUAUUCAGUAGAAUCCUAACUGCGCAGCGGGCGAAGGAAGGAGGGGAACACGUGAGACCGCCGCGAAUAGCUAACGAUAGCUAUCCCCCCCCCCCUACCCGGGUGUGAGUUUGGAGCUCUUAGUUGGCAGAACUAUUGAAGUAGUGCCGGGUUUUUAAAGAGCCCAGUUGGGGGAAACGUCGAGGCAGUGUUCCUGUGUGCGUAAAGCCGUGUGGGAAGGAGCCGGCUGUCCGCCGCCAUGGAUAACUCGCACACGAAGAGUGUGGAAGAAGUUUAUAGUUAUUUCUGCGUCAACGAGAGCACAGGACUCUCCCUGGAGGAGGUGAAGCGACUGAAGGAGAAAUGGGGCCUAAACGAGUUACCAGCGGAGGAAGGGAAAUCUUUGUUGGCGCUCGUCCUCGAACAAUUUGAAGAUUUACUUGUUCGUAUUCUCCUGCUGGCCGCAUGUAUAUCUUUCGUCCUGGCCUGGUUCGAGGAGGGAGAGGAGACUGUCACAGCCUUCGUGGAGCCUUUUGUCAUUCUACUCAUUCUUAUAGCCAAUGCCAUCGUCGGCGUGUGGCAGGAACGUAAUGCUGAGGAUGCCAUCGAGGCGCUGAAGGAGUAUGAGCCUGAGAUGGGGAAAGUGUACCGGCAGGACAAAAAAACUGUGCAGAGGAUCAAGGCCAAAGACAUCGUGCCUGGUGACAUUGUUGAGAUUGCUGUUGGAGACAAGGUGCCUGCGGACAUCCGUAUCUGUUCAAUCAAAUCAACAACUCUGAGGGUGGACCAGUCCAUUCUGACCGGUGAAUCUGUCUCGGUCAUCAAACACACGGACCCUGUGCCAGACCCUCGUGCUGUCAAUCAGGACAAGAAGAACAUGCUCUUCUCUGGUACAAACAUUGCAGCUGGGAAGGCCGUGGGAGUGGUCGUGGCCUCUGGCAUUAACACAGAGAUCGGUAAGAUCCGCGACGAGAUGGCGGCCACCGAGCAGGAGAAGACGCCCCUGCAGAAGAAGCUGGAUGAGUUCGGCUCGCAGCUGUCCAAGGUCAUCUCCCUCAUCUGCAUCGCCGUGUGGAUCAUCAACAUCGGCCACUUUAGCGACCCCGUCCACGGAGGCUCCUGGAUCCGCGGGGCCGUCUACUACUUCAAGAUCGCUGUGGCGCUGGCCGUAGCCGCCAUCCCCGAGGGUCUUCCCGCCGUCAUCACCACCUGCCUGGCCCUGGGCACCCGCCGCAUGGCCAAGAAGAACGCCAUCGUCCGCAGCCUGCCGUCUGUGGAGACCCUGGGCUGCACCUCCGUCAUCUGCUCUGACAAGACGGGAACCCUGACCACCAAUCAGAUGUCUGUCUCCAGGAUGUUCAUUAUCAACAAAGUCGAGGGCGACAGCUGUGCCCUGUCAGAGUUCACCAUCACAGGCUCUACCUACGAACCGAAGGGAGAAGUGUACCAGGACGAUAAACUAGUGAAAACCUCCCAGUUUGAUGCCCUGGUUGAACUGGCUACCAUCUGUGCCCUGUGCAACGACUCCUCUCUGGACUUCAACGAGGCGAAGGGUGUGUACGAGAAAGUCGGCGAAGCCACAGAGACGGCGCUCACUUGUUUGGUGGAGAAGAUGAACGUUUUCAACACCGAGGUUCACAACCUGUCCAAGGUUGACCGAGCCAACGCCUGCAACUGUGUGAUCAAGCAGCUGAUGAAGAAGGAGUUCACCCUGGAGUUCUCCAGAGACAGGAAGUCCAUGUCUGUCUACUGCACCCCCAACAAGUCUCACUCUUCCAUUGGCAAGAUGUUCAUCAAGGGGGCCCCGGAGGGAGUUAUUGAUCGGUGCACUCACGUCAGAGUUGGUAACAGCAAAGUUCCCCUCACCAAAAGCAUCAAAGAAAAGAUCCUGUCUGUGAUCCGUGAUUACGGGACAGGUCUGGACACCCUGAGGUGCCUGGCUCUGGCCACGCGGGACAGCCCGCCCAAAGUGGAGGACAUGAUACUGACCGACGCUGCCAAAUUCUCGUCGUACGAGUCCGACUUGACCUUUGUCGCUUGCGUCGGCAUGCUGGACCCUCCCAGACAGGAGGUGGCAGCCUCCAUCAAGCUGUGCCGCCAGGCCGGCAUCCGCGUCAUCAUGAUCACAGGAGACAACAAGGGCACGGCGGUGGCGAUCUGCCGCCGCAUCGGCAUCCUGAGCGAGGACGACGACGUCGACCGGAUGGCCUACACCGGCCGGGAGUUUGACGAUCUGUCGCCCGACGCUCAGCGCGACGUCGUGACACGCGCUUGCUGUUACGCCCGCGUCGAGCCGUCCCACAAGUCCAAGAUUAUCGAGUUCCUGCAAGGACUCGGCGAGAUCACCGCCAUGACGGGUGAUGGAGUGAACGAUGCCCCCGCCUUGAAGAAGGCGGAGAUCGGCAUCGCCAUGGGCUCUGGCACCGCCGUGGCCAAGUCCGCCUCCGAGAUGGUCCUCGCCGAUGACAACUUCUCCUCCAUCGUGGCCGCCGUUGAAGAAGGGAGAGCUAUUUACAAUAACAUGAAGCAGUUCAUCAGAUACCUCAUCUCCUCCAACGUCGGGGAGGUCGUGUGCAUCUUCCUCACUGCGGCGCUGGGCUUCCCCGAGGCUCUGAUCCCGGUCCAGCUGCUCUGGGUCAACCUGGUGACCGACGGGCUCCCUGCCACCGCCCUGGGCUUCAACCCCCCAGACCUGGACAUCAUGAAGAAGCCUCCUCGUAACGCCAAGGAGCCCCUUAUCUCUGGCUGGCUCUUCUUCAGAUACUUGGCUAUUGGAUGCUAUGUGGGCGCAGCCACAGUGGGAGCUGCUACCUGGUGGUUCACCGUCUCUGAAGAUGGACCUCAUGUCAGUCUGUAUCAGCUGAGGCACUUCCUCCAGUGCGGCCCAAACAACCCAGACUUUGAGGGCCUGGACUGCCGCGUGUUCGAGUCGCCCUACCCGAUGACCAUGGCCCUGUCCGUGCUCGUCACCAUCGAGAUGUGCAACGCUCUCAACAGUCUGUCGGAGAACCAGUCCCUCCUGCGGAUGCCUCCAUGGGAAAACGUUUGGCUCUUGGGAGCCAUCUGCCUCUCCAUGUCCCUCCACUUCCUCAUCCUCUAUGUGGAGCCUCUGCCUGUCAUCUUCCAAAUCACCCCUCUGGACACGACCCAGUGGAUGAUGGUGCUGAAGAUCUCCCUGCCCGUCAUCCUGCUGGACGAGCUGCUAAAGUUUAUUGCCAGGAACUACUUGGACUUUGGUAAACAGCUGGAGAAGCCGGCCAGCAAAGGCUGCUCUCUGUUCGCAUGUGCCGAGGGCAUCUCCUGGCCCUUCGUGGCCAUCUCCCUGCCCCUGCUGCUGUGGAUCUACAGCACCGACACUAACGUGUCCGCCAUGUUGUGGCCCUGACUGACUCCACUCCACUCCCCCCCCUGUGCACCAGUGUGAAGUGGACAUUAACACACACAUCUAACACAGUUACAUUCACUCAGAAUAACUUGCAGUCGACACGAACGGGGUGGGGUGGGGGGGGGUUUAGUCAUAUUUUAAUGACUUUGACCAACAUUCUGUGUUUUAUUUUACCAUCACGAUUUUCUCUCCUUUUUGAUCUUGUUUUGAACACUUAGCGAUGCCCACCGCGUCGGAGCUGAGUUUGAGCUGUACAGAGAAUUUACACUAUUUUAUGAUAAUAAAUAUUUUGUAAUUUUUGGGAGGGGCUUUGGGGACAAGAAUGCAGGGUGUAAAUGGAUGUAAUUCUGAGGAACCGUAUAGUACAAUACUAAUUUUUUGGGGGGAAGACUUGAAUAUAUUUGCCCUGGCGUGAAUCUCUGUGGUAAUUUUGGAGCUCCAUGCGUCGUCAUUAUUUUCUGCAUUAGGCAGAGCACAGCUACCUCAAUGCUGUUGAUAUGAUUAUUAUUAAUACCCAUUUGUCUUAACAACCAUUUCCUAGAUUAUCAGUUGAGGUAAGCAUCAAUUUUGUUUUGCAGUAGAACCGAAGUCCUCACACACACACACGCGUGCUAAUGGUUUCUUUUAAAGUAUAUAUUUCUUUUCUGUUAUUGGAGGGAAGCGAGGACAAAGACAUGUUACCAGAUUGAUUCAGAGACAUUUUUGAUAGUGUUGUUAAAGUUGUUUACUUGAUUUUUAAUUUGAUAGGUUUUUGGAGAUUCUGUCUGUUUUCAGUCUUAAUUUUUCAUCUUAAUUACAGUUAUCUUCAUAAUGUAUGUAUAAUGUGCACAUACUGUACUUGAAAAAGGCACCAAGAAGCUGUUAGUCUUAUCAACUGAGCACAACAUGGACGACCGGUCAUUGGAAGAGUCUGUAUAUCUGUACAGACCACACAAAGUAGAAUCUCUGUAUAGAUUUUGUUGUUGUUGUUGUCGUCCCGAUGCUCCAUACAUUUACACUAGUUUACUUAAGCGUGGUCGAAGCCUUUCUGCAUGCCUGCUCCGAUACUCCCAGGCCCGUGUGUGCGUAGCGCUAACUGUUGUUUCUUCCAAUGCCUUCCGCCCGCUAACCUGCAGAGUGAGUACGCCGCGCGCCUGCAUGCCGCCCAUCCUGUUGUCUGUCGCCGCUCGUGGGAAAGACGGCUCCUCGUAUGUUUUUGAUAGAACUAGCAGUUUUUUUGUUUUAUACUCUUUGAUGGUACAAAAAGAGGAAACAUGUAGGUGUUUGAGUUUGUUUAAAAAAAUAAAAAAAAGCCUUCAGUGUCACCAAGUGCCAGGUACACACGGGGUAGAUAGAAGUCUUUUUUGCAUUGUGAAUUGACGGUGCCGCCGGCGCCGCUCGGUUCUGAAUGGCCGCAGCAUGUUUGGCAAAGACGCUCCGACACCAUGACAGGACGUGGUGGUGGUGUUUUAUUAUUUAUACAUGUCUUGUCUUUUUUUUAUUGCAUUUGUCGUUUGAUUUAAUCUUCUGCUUGCCCAUAGCAUGGCUUUUAAUAUAUUUGCUCUUUUUAUUAAAAUAAGUAUUGAUGGAUUUAAAUUAUUUGCUGCUCCAAUGUUUCUUUACUGUGAUUAAUAUCUUUGUGUCCACUGAUUUGAUUCUUCCUCUCUCUCUUCUUUUUCUUUGCAGCAAAGGCCACAUAAGUCCGCCUCUUCUCUAGAUUCCUUGCAGAAACUUUUGUUUUGUUUAUUGUGCAUGUGUUUUCGGGCAGCAUAUCUUUCAAGAGCUGCAUGUCAGUGAGAAAAAAUUAAGACAGAGGCUCAAAGUUCACACACCACUUUUUUUUUAGACUAUCCAUGAACAAAUGUCUGAUUUAAAAACUUGCCCAUCCCACAUCAUGAGACUUCCCAUCUCCUGCAUGCAGCCUUAGAUAAUAAUACUCCCCACGCCUUCCCUUUAGACGAAGCUGAGUACCGUGUACAGGAACGUGUACAAUAUUCCAUGGUGCAUGUCCUCUGAAUCGGCCAUCUGUUUGACCAGACUUGUGUAUUAGAUGAUGUAUAGUAUUAUUAAUAGAAUAGACAUUCGUCAGAUGGUACAAAUGUUAAAUAAGCUCAACAGUUCAUCUUUCCUAAGGAAAUACUUUUAUGGAAUAUAUAAAAACUAAACCGCCUUUUUUGCUUAGCGCCGAGAGGUGCACCGUGUUUGAAGCAGCUCUUGCCGUGGCUGGGAAGGCGGCCGUGAGAGCGGCAGGCAGUCGCUCCACUGGCAUCGUUUAUUUUGCCAAAACUGCUGUACUUUAUUUUCCCAGAUGAUUGUACACAUGAACUUUGGUUUUAGGUCAAUAAAACUACCAUACAUGA